AUGACGAACCAAGCCGGUGUUGCAGUGUACCUGGUUGUGUACGGAGCGGCGGUGCUGAUGGGCCUCGGCCACGCCAAGGAGAGACCAGACAAGAAGAUGGACGGCUGCAACUCUCUGCUUAGCUUCUCCUCCAACAGACAUACUUCUGAGGGAAAUGGGAACAUCCACACACAGUCGCUGUCCCCCUGGACAUGGAAACCCACAACAGUUCAAGGCCGUAUUCCUUCCACCAUUUGGGAGGCCAAGUGUUCCUCCAGUUACUGUUUGGACCCGAACCAAAGCCAGCCGAACAUGUCGAGCUAUAAUUCUGUGGCCAUCUACCAGCAUGUCCUGGUGCUCAACAGAAAAGGGAAAGAAAAAUGUUAUACCACUUCCUAUCUGCUGGUGGCUGUGGGGUGCACCUGUGUGCGUGCCAGAGUCUCCUAA
Lampris incognitus (smalleye Pacific opah) is the source of this 426-nucleotide messenger RNA. It is a transcript of the gene il17a/f2, whose product is annotated as interleukin 17a/f2. The transcript has 3 exons. Gene Ontology annotation, cellular component: extracellular region. Gene Ontology annotation, molecular function: cytokine activity. The coding region runs from base 1 to 426 and encodes 141 amino acids. Lineage: Eukaryota; Metazoa; Chordata; Actinopteri; Lampriformes; Lampridae. Gene Ontology annotation, biological process: inflammatory response. The record is from RefSeq and is a predicted model, not a curated record.